GCUUAAAUGUGCAGCAAACCAUUACUGAUGGCUGGUACUAUGCACGCUGUCUUUGCCGCACCACCUAACACAACAACAUGCCGCCAUAUUAAAGCGGCGGGAAAUAUUUGCCUAACGGCAUUUGUUGCCAUUUCCCGUCUUUUAUCCGUGACUCCGUUUUCCGUCGUUUCAACAUUUCUUUGUAACCGGUUUAAGGGAAUAUGUUUGCGUUUUGUUACGAAAACACACAAUGGCAAAGGAUAACAAGAAAAACGAGCGUGUGAGCCAGCGAACGAAUAACACAACCGCCAGGCAACCAACGACACACGACCCGACCUGAUGUGCUUUUUUGUUCUUGCACUGCUGCUGUUAUUCUUCUUGACUGUGAAACAAUGAAAGGACGAAAAAAUUAGGGAGUGUUAAGUGUUGAGCAAAGAAAAAGUUUUAAAUUAAUUAAGUGCAGCAGUGAAAAGUGGAAAAACCAAAGCGAAAUGUGUGGUUUUUCCUCGAAUCAAGUCGAAGAAGAAAACUCAAUCACGAAAUGGCAUUGUUAAUUUCAAAGCGAACAAGAAGCGUGGGUGUGAAAGUUUAAAUUUUACAUCCGGUUUGUGUCGCUGUGCAGAACAACAUCGAAUUCCCAACGAAGUGAAAACUAAAAAAUAAAAACCUCCAGAGGUUGUGGCAGCAGCAGUCAACAUGACCAUUAAUUGGUUCCAUAAUCUAAGCAAUCGCAGUCUGGUGAUUACGAUACUGAUUUGCAUAUCCCUGAUCUAUGUGUCGUACACCUUUAAUUCGUGUCUCAUCAGCAAUUUGGGACGCACCCUUAACAAGAACUCCCUGAAACAGUUUUUCAUUUCAACCUCGUUAUGGUCGGACAACAUGGCCAUUGUGAAUGCCACGAAAUUGGCAUUGAAUAAUACCACCAAUUUUAAUGGAAGCUACUCCGCCUCCAACGACAACAACAACAUUUCCAACAAGGACUCUGUUCAUCUCCAUGGCCACCAUAAUAAGAACCAAAGGAACUCCUCCAGCACUUCUGCCUCGGCACCUCAUAUUUUAGAUGGUUCCCCAAAAUAUCGCCUAUUACGCCAACAGGGUUCCCGACCAUCUCGCCACCUGCCCGACACCCUAAUUAUUGGAGUGAAAAAGUCUGGGACCCGUGCCCUUUUGGAAUUUAUACGACUGCAUCCAGAUGUGCGAGCAGCAGGCUGUGAGGUGCAUUUCUUUGAUCGCCACUAUCAAAAAGGGUUACACUGGUAUCGCCAUCACAUGCCCUACACCAUUGAGGGGCAAAUAACCAUGGAGAAGACCCCGAGUUAUUUCGUUACCAAGGAAGUACCACAGAGGGUACAUCACAUGAAUGCCAAUACGAAACUUCUGGUUGUUGUUCGUGAUCCUGUUACCCGAGCCAUUUCCGAUUACACCCAGGCAGCUAGCAAAAAAGCCGAUAUGAAACGUUUCGAAGAUUUGGCCUUUGUCAAUGGUUCCUAUGCUGUGGUGGACACCAACUGGGGACCUGUAAAAAUUGGAAUCUAUUCACGAUAUCUGGAGAAAUGGCUACACUACUUCCAGCUGUCCCAGCUACUCUUCAUUAGCGGUGAACGUCUCAUUAUGGAUCCAGCCUAUGAGAUUGGUCGGGUACAGGACUUUUUGGGCCUCAAGCGUGUUGUGACCGAAAAACAUUUUUACUUUAAUGCCACCAAAGGAUUUCCCUGCCUCUUCAAGUCGGAGGCACGCUCAACACCCCAUUGUCUGGGUAAGACAAAAGGUCGCAAUCAUCCUCAUAUUGAGGCGGCGGCCAUUGAAAGACUGCGUGAUUUUUAUAGGCCAUUUAAUAAUAGAUUUUAUGAAAUGACAGGCAUUAAUUUUGCCUGGCCAUAGAGGGGGGUUCGCAGAGAAGGAAGGGGCGGGUUAAUUUUUUCAUAGAGAAUAGUUUAGUAGAAAGUUGAAAUUAUGAUAAUUCAAAAUAUUCGAAAGACAAGUUAGUGAUAUUUAUAAAAAAAAAUUAAAGGUCAUUGAAUAAUCUCAAUUAUGUAGUUGUAGGUGAAGAAAUUAUUAAUGAAAAUUGAUGGGGGCGUGGCAAAAUGGAUGGUGAAGGAGUAUAUUUUACAAAAACAAUUUU
Musca domestica (house fly) is the source of this 2101-nucleotide messenger RNA. RefSeq names its product heparan sulfate glucosamine 3-O-sulfotransferase 6 (gene Hs3st-B). The record is from RefSeq and is a predicted model, not a curated record. The coding region runs from base 676 to 1860 and encodes 394 amino acids. Gene Ontology annotation, molecular function: [heparan sulfate]-glucosamine 3-sulfotransferase activity. The transcript is spliced from 3 exons. Lineage: Eukaryota; Metazoa; Arthropoda; Insecta; Diptera; Muscidae.